AUGACGGCGGACUUCCGUGAGUACCUCCAUCAGCAUCCACCCAUGACUGGUUCAUUCAACGCCAAACGUGGUGACUUGUGUGCGGCACCGUUUUCUGUUGAUGGUUUGUGGUAUCGCGCUAAAGUCGAAAGCAUUCGAUCUGGCCAGGCAGAGGUUCUAUUCGUUGAUUAUGGAAAUCGAGAGACGGUCCCAGCUCCAUCUUUGGCUCAGCUUCCACCUGGUUUCGCUUCUUUCCCACCUGGAGCAAAGGAAUACGGGCUUGCCCUAGUGGCGAUUCCAAAUGAUAAGGAGUACGGUUUACAAUGCGAAGAUGCGCUCCAGCAGUUGUUGUUCUCUGUCCCCACUGCCGAAAUCAAUGUUGAAUAUAAAGUGGGCUCAACUGAAUAUUGCCAGGUGAUGAUAGAGUGUGCUGGAAAGAAGCUUGAUGUUGGUAAAGCUCUAAUCGAAGAUGGCUUCGCGCUUGUAGAGAAGAGGAAGGAGAAGAGACUUCAAUCAAUGCUGAGUGAGUACGAGCAGGCUGAGCAGAAGGCGCGUCGUGAACGCAAGAACAUCUGGGAGUUCGGAGACUUCACCGGAAAUGACCUCUAA
This is a messenger RNA of Ostertagia ostertagi, 588 nucleotides long. Lineage: Eukaryota; Metazoa; Nematoda; Chromadorea; Rhabditida; Trichostrongylidae. The record is from the annotation of a GenBank genome assembly.